Kogia breviceps (pygmy sperm whale) is the source of this 312-nucleotide messenger RNA. Its product is annotated as histone H4. The record is from RefSeq and is a predicted model, not a curated record. Gene Ontology annotation, cellular component: nucleosome. Gene Ontology annotation, biological process: nucleosome assembly. NCBI's taxonomy places the organism in Eukaryota, Metazoa, Chordata, Mammalia, Artiodactyla, Physeteridae. Gene Ontology annotation, molecular function: DNA binding; protein heterodimerization activity; structural constituent of chromatin.
AUGUCUGGUCGCGGCAAGGGUGGUAAAGGCCUCGGCAAAGGCGGCGCUAAGCGUCACCGCAAGGUCCUACGGGAUAACAUCCAGGGAAUCACCAAGCCGGCAAUUCGUCGCCUGGCCCGCCGUGGUGGUGUCAAGCGCAUUUCUGGGCUAAUUUAUGAGGAGACUCGCGGGGUGUUGAAAGUGUUUUUGGAGAACGUGAUUCGGGACGCUGUUACCUACACCGAGCACGCUAAGCGAAAGACUGUCACCGCCAUGGACGUGGUUUACGCACUUAAACGCCAGGGCCGCACCCUUUAUGGCUUCGGUGGUUGA